Molecule: messenger RNA, 728 nt
Organism: Mya arenaria
Lineage: Eukaryota; Metazoa; Mollusca; Bivalvia; Myida; Myidae
Product: protein UXT-like
Exons: 2
Coding region: 108-578 (156 amino acids)
Biological process (GO): negative regulation of transcription by RNA polymerase II
Molecular function (GO): transcription corepressor activity
Source: RefSeq, a predicted model, not a curated record
UUCUCAUUUAACGAGAAAACUAGUCUCAAUAGUUGUAUCAAACAAAAACGAUGUUAUGCGGAACAGUAGUGUGAUUUAGCUGCUUCCAAAUUGGUGAAUGGUUCCAAAUGGCUUCUAUAGGAGUAGAAAAGAAGGUUGAAGAAUAUGAACGCUUUGUGAAUGAGAAACUGAGAGAGGAUCUCCGAAAGAUUAUCGAACAGAGAGACCAAGUUUACAGUCAAAUAGCAGAAUAUUUACAGUUGAAAAACACCAUUGAACAAAUAAAGAAAGCUGGCGUAACAGAAGAUUUGAAAACGAAAGUUGACCUUGGGUGUAACUUCUAUGUGCAGGCUAAUAUUGCUGAUCCAAGAACUAUUUUUGUGUUUGUUGGUUAUGGAUUCUUUGUAGAAAUGAGCUUCGAUGAGGCAAUCAAGUUCAUAGACAAAAGAACAAAGUUUUUGAAUGACCAUACUGACCAUCUUACAAGUGAAGCUAAUAAAGUAAAGGCAAAUAUUAGACUUGUUAUUGAAGGUCUGAGGGAGUUACAAAACAUACAAAGUGCUGAUGAAGAAACUAAUAAAAAAGACUUAUUUUUGUGAGAUUUCAUGAUAAGUAUGUUUACCAAAUAAAAGGAAAAGUACAAACAGAAAGACAUUGGAAUAUUGCGAUUUACAAAAUGAAUGAAUUAUCAAGAUUAUAUAAUGUCAAUACUGUUCAUUUCGAAUAAAAAAUCUGCUGAAAAAUGUGAA